UCGCUUCAUUCAUUAACUAACUUUCUCCUGCUCCUCCACCCCUGCCUCUCAAUAGCUCUAGAAGCCUUCCCAUAAAAUCUCUGCUGCAGAGAAAAUAUGGCGGCGGCUACCUCCGGUGCGGUGGUCAAUGGGCUCGGCUCGACCUUCCUGUGCGGCGGCAAGAGGAGCCAGAGGCUGCUGUCCGGUGUGGGAGCCAGGACUGCUGGUAGUCCCGCUGGUCCUAGGAGGAUGGUGGUCAUGGCAGCUCAGCCCAAGAAGUCGUGGAUCCCUGGCGUCAGGGGUGGCGGCAACUUCAUCGACCCCGAGUGGCUCGAUGGCUCACUCCCAGGAGACUACGGGUUUGACCCAUUGGGCCUUGGCAAGGACCCGGCAUUCCUGAAGUGGUACCGGGAGGCCGAGCUGAUCCACGGAAGGUGGGCCAUGGCAGCAGUGGUCGGCAUUUUCGUCGGCCAGGCCUGGAGCGGUAUCCCAUGGUUCGAGGCUGGAGCAGACCCCGGGGCGAUUGCACCGUUCUCGUUUGGGUCACUACUUGGAACCCAGCUCAUCCUCAUGGGCUGGGUGGAGAGCAAGCGGUGGGUCGACUUCUUCAACCCGGACUCCCAAUCUGUGGAGUGGGCCACCCCAUGGUCUCGCACUGCUGAGAACUUCGCAAACGCUACCGGUGAACAGGGAUACCCUGGAGGCAAGUUCUUUGACCCACUGGGCUUAGCAGGCACAAUCAAGGACGGUGUCUACAUCCCUGAUACUGAGAAGCUCGAGAGGCUCAAGGUCGCCGAGAUCAAGCAUGCCCGGAUCGCUAUGCUGGCUAUGUUGAUCUUCUACUUCGAGGCAGGGCAAGGAAAGACUCCUCUUGGAGCUCUCGGGUUGUAAGCGAGGAAUGUGAAAGAGCAUGUGUAGAUAAUUUGAGUCCAUAAACAGGAGAUGAUGAAUCUAUCUUCUUCGGGCUUAUUAGCCCACGUUGAUAAAUUCAAAUUCUUUGCUCAUGCUCUCUCUA
Molecule: messenger RNA, 994 nt
Organism: Punica granatum (pomegranate)
Lineage: Eukaryota; Viridiplantae; Streptophyta; Magnoliopsida; Myrtales; Lythraceae
Source: RefSeq, a predicted model, not a curated record